This is a messenger RNA of Populus euphratica (Euphrates poplar), 684 nucleotides long. Its product is annotated as chaperone protein dnaJ 20, chloroplastic-like. The record is from RefSeq and is a predicted model, not a curated record. Gene Ontology annotation, cellular component: chloroplast. The coding region runs from base 56 to 574 and encodes 172 amino acids. The transcript has a single exon. Lineage: Eukaryota; Viridiplantae; Streptophyta; Magnoliopsida; Malpighiales; Salicaceae.
UCAAGCUAUUUACGAUCGCUAAUUCUCUCAGACUCGGGCGGGCUCCGAAAUUCAAAUGGAGAUGUCCCUGCUGGCAAGUCCUAGGACAGCAAAUAAGUUUCCAAUUAUGAUGAAGAAAUGGUCGAGGCAAAAAUCCUAUAAGCACAGGACAAUUUUAUGCAAGACGACGACUAACGAGGUAGCAUUUCGAAAAAAGAUGAACUUCUAUGAAGUUCUUUCUCUCGGAUCUCAGAAUGUGGGGUUUGAUGAGAUAAAGAAAGCUUAUAGAAGCAUGGCUUUACAAUACCACCCGGAUGUAUGUCCUCCCUCAGCAAAAGAAGAGUCUACAAAGCGAUUUGUUGAGCUUCAAAAGGCUUAUGAGACAUUGUCCGAUCCAAUUGCUCGUAGAAUGUAUGAUCACGAGUUGGGUAUGGUUAAUUCUGUAGGAUUUGCGUUUGAAGGGCUUCCAUCGGAGGAUCGGAAGAACAGUUUUCCAAGGGAAGUGUGGGAAAGGCAACUGCAUGGAUUAUAUCAACAAUCAUAUGCCCGAGCGGAGAGGAGGAACAAUGGAUAUACUCAUGUUAAAGUUAUUUAACUUUUUAUUUAUUUAUUUAUGGUUGAUAUUAAUUACUUUAUUCUUACUGUAAUAUGUAGAUUGUUCUCUAACAAGAACUUGUAUAAGAAUUCGUUGUAGAUGGAAGUUGC